Molecule: messenger RNA, 2720 nt
Organism: Apis dorsata (giant honeybee)
Lineage: Eukaryota; Metazoa; Arthropoda; Insecta; Hymenoptera; Apidae
Product: protein artichoke-like
Exons: 2
Coding region: 651-2540 (629 amino acids)
Cellular component (GO): extracellular matrix
Molecular function (GO): protein binding
Source: RefSeq, a predicted model, not a curated record
UUACUCCUUCAUAGAAAAUUUUUCUAGCAAAUAUAAUCAUGACUCACGAAUUGAAACUUAACCUCAAUUUUUUAAUGGAUCAACUUUCAUCCAAUUGAAACAACGAAAAAUUCUGCAAAAAGAAAAUCGUUGAAAAUUCUCAUUUUGAAUAAAUCACAAACCUUACAAAGGCCGAGUUCCUCGAAUAGAUUGAAUCAAUAAUAGAUUCGAUUCGAUUCAAGGAUGGUCGCGAAGCUUACCUAUUCGUACAUCUCUUCCUAUUCCAUGACAGCCGAUACGUGACGAGAUUUCGCUUCUAAUAGCUAACCACAGCCAGUUUUAACAGAAGUUCCAUGAACUUGUUGUUUGCAGUUUCCUCUUUUUGUUCUUUUUACCACCACCUCCCACUCAAACCGUUCAAUCGUCUUUACAUAUAUCCAGGGUACGUGUGCGUACACAAGGAUCUAUGGAAUCUUCGCGAACACACGUGAAAUCCACAGGGUAUAAAAGCUUGCAAGACCUGUUUUCGCGAUUGCUCGUGUUCCAAGGAAUCCUGUUGCGGGAGAACCACGUCCUAGGGAGUGGACAGUUCAGGACAGUCCUUUUCGGUCUACAGUUCUAGGUACACCGUUUCAGGAAUUCCCAUUGCUCGCGUGACUAAGGUAUUUACGAUGUUAUUUACCAUACUAUUCCUUCCUUUGGUGGUUGCCGCGCCACUCGAGCCAACUAGUAAGAGUUACAUCCUGGAUAUCGAGAAUGGAACCCUAAGGAACGUCCUAUUUCACAGCACACCCCUCGAGGAACUCGAUUUAUCUGGCUUAGGGAUUCGUCACCUGGAAAAGAACGCCUUAGAUAACGUAUCCACGUUAAAAUGGUUGAGCCUCGCCAACAAUUCUCUCGAAUCCCUUCCAGAGUUCAUGUUUUCCAAUCUCUCGAAUCUGGAGUACCUCUCCUUAGCGGAGAACAAUUUGAAGAACCUGGAAUACCUCUUCGUCCGCUUGGAGAAGCUUCGAGUGUUAAACAUCUCUUGCAAUCCCGUGCUUCAUCUUCGCAGAGGACAUUUGUUCGGUCUCACGAAAUCGACCACCAUAUUGACCGAGGGAAAUAAUCUUUGGAGUAUAAGUACCGGUACGUUCACGAAUUCGUUUCUGAAAGACGACGAGGAAUUGAAGAAUUUAGAGAAGAUGAAAGCCGAGCUUACCAUGAUUCAAACGAUAGAGAGUACGGAGACGGAGAUAGAAUUAGCAUCAGAACGCAAUGCGUUGAAUGGUAACAUGCCGACCACAAAGAACGAGAUACUGAAAGAUCAGAAGCUGAAGUUGUGCAUGCCGAAUAACAUAGUUCUUUCUAUAGAACCGCUCGAAAAUAAUUCGGUGGCGAAUGGAUGCUUGGAGAUACCUGUGAACAAAGAGAAAAGAUCGGUCAGUUUGCAAGGACUAGGAAUCAAAGGAUUCCACGAGAAGUGGUAUCAGUUACAAUAUCUUCCGAUAAUUUCCUUAGAUCUGUCCAACAACGAGAUCACGGAGAUCACGAAAGAAUUGCUUAACGAUCUUCCCGAAGAUUUGAUUUAUGUGAACUUGAGAGGAAAUAGAAUCAGAUGCAUAUGGAGCCAGGUGAUCGAAAAUAGACAUUUAAAAAUCUUGAAUCUUAGCAAUAAUUUUCUGGAAAAGAUCGAAGAUGGUGCAUUUGCGAAGACGAACCUAACCUCUCUGACGUUCUUCGAAAAUCAAUUAGAAAGUCUCUCGUUCGUUUCCAGUUUGCCCAGUACUUUGCAAGUUCUCAUAUUGGCAAAGAAUCGAUUCUCCUCCAUCCCUGAUAAAACAUUCGUGAAUCUGCCUAAUCUGAUUUAUUUAAAUUUGGUUAACAAUCAGAUCGAAAGACUUCAGAAUGAUAUUUUUAAAGGAUUAGAUUCGCUUCAGAUUUUGAUUAUCACUAAAAACAGAUUGGUGGAGAUCGAACGUGAUGCAUUCAACGGUCUGAAGCAAUUGACUACUUUGAAUUUUUAUCAAAAUUCUUUGAGAGAACUUCAAAAAGGAACUUUCUCGGGACUGGAAAAUUUGAAAGAUUUAAAUUUAAGCUCGAAUAAGUUACAAAAAAUCACCGCCAAUAUGUUUGCAGACUUACCACAAAAUUUGGGAUACCUUCACAUCGAUUUCAAUGAGAUAAACAGUUUGGAAAAGGGAAGCUUCGUCAAUGUUCCCAGAUUCACGUUGUCUUUAACUGGAAAUAAAAUCUCAACCAUCCCAAGUGGAACUUUCGAUCUACCUACACUUAGAGAUCUUUAUUUAAAUAAUAAUACUUUGACGAUGAUCGACGGUGACAGCUAUGAAGGAUUGCCUCAGUUGAAACAUCUUCUGUUGAUAGAAAAUCAGAUUAAUGAAAUACCGAAGGGUUCUUGCAAGAAUUUAGCCAGCUUGAGUAUAUUGAACAUCUCGAGGAAUCCGAUUCAGAAACUGCAAAAUGGAGCCCUCUACGGAUUGAGUUUGGCAAGAGGAAAUUCCAUAUAUAUUUAUGAAAAUCAGCUGAAAGAAAUUCAAGGUGCAUUAUUCGAGGAUAUCUAAUGGAAUGACUCAUUAAUGAUUUGAUUAAUGACUUGUAUAUUCAUUUAUUUUAAUUCUUAUGAUUUAUGUAAGAAUUAUAAUUCGAUAUGGAAAUAUUGAGGUUAAGAUAUUCUUUCAUACGAAAGGAUCUCUUUUUGUGGUUUUGCUUUAAAUACAUACGUAAGUAGAUGUUUCUGAUAG